AUGUUCGGCGGAUCGGAGAACGAUGAUGCCGCCGACCCGGUGGUCGACGUCAAGACUAGCGAGGACGUUCAGUUCUUCGAUGCGGCGCCGAAAAACUUCUCCAUCCCGACUGUGCGCACCUGGUACGAGGACACUUGUAUCACGGCCUCGGAACUACCAGACCUCGACGAGUACCACGUCAUCGCUUUCGAAGGCUUGCUCCAAGCCGACACGGCCGAGUACGUGCAUCACCUCGUCUUGACCGGGUUUUAUGGUGCAUCUGACUGCGGGAACGCCUGCAACGAGUGGCUGGAUGAAAUGUUCGGGGGCGACGAUAGCUCCUCCUCCUCCUCCUCCUCCUUCUCCUCCUCCGUCGAAGGAGGAGAAGAAGGCGCUUCGUCCUCGAGCCCCUCUGGUUCCUCCUAUCCUUCGGACGACUCAUCGUCAGUGUCCUUCACCGAGUACUUCGAAAAUCUCAACAUCACCGUCCCCUCCUUCUGCAGCAACUACGGCGACUUCGCGGACAUCUUCCUAUGGGCUCCCGGAACGAGCAACCUAGAGCUGCCCGACGACGUCGGGUUCCUGUUCGGCAACGAAUCUGGCGGUUUCAACUCCCUGAAUAUUCAGACCCACUACAACAACCCGGACGGGGUGAGCGGCAAGAACGACAGCUCCGGCGUGCGCGUGUACUACACCGAGGAGCUGCGGCCGAUCCAGAUGGGCGUACUGAAGCUCGGAGAUCCGUUCGUCGCCCUAUAUGACCAACCCUUGCCGGAGGGCAAGUCCAGCUUCUCGUUUGGUUGCCCGGGUACUUGCUCCGAGACAAACUUCGAGGAAGAGGAGGUUACCAUCUUCAAUCACGUGCUCCACAUGCACGAGAACGGGCAGCGGAUGGUGACACACCAGUACCGGGACGACGGCGAGGGCAACGAGGAGCUGAUCCACACGACCGAAGUCGGGUACUACUCCUUCCUGCAGGCCGGCGCGCACGUCGUAACCGUCAACGGCAGCGCCACCAUCAAAAAAGGAGACAGUUUCACGACGCAGUGCAUGUACGACACGUCUCUCUCUUCGGUUGACCCGGCCAACGUAACGUUCGGUGAAGGGUCGGAACAAGAAAUGUGCAUCGACUACAUCUUCUACUAUCCUGAUCAGAGACUGCCAGACGGGGGAGCGUGCGGGGUCUUCGCGUGCGAUGGCGGCAUUCUGGGCUAUGCGGAGCUGGAAGCCGACUCCGACUUCAACCGCACGUUCGGGAUAGUGGACACGUGCACCUCGAGCUUACCGGGGGAGGAGGAGGGAAGCGACUCAAGCUCCUCGUCACGUGCGGCCCAGCCCCUGCUCGGACUGAUGUUUGCGGUUUCCACUGUCAUCGCAGCGCUCUCGCAUGAGAUUAUCAUGCCGUAGACUAGUAGCUGCCUGCAGAACACCUCGCCAAUGGGUUCAGAAUGCGUUUUCGGCUUGAAAAAGAAGUGGGCAAUGUUUGUGUUGAGUCGGUGCCAUGUCAUCUAUUCGAAGCGUGUGGCGUCAGCACGCUCAUGCCAUAUCAUUGGGUGAAGAGUUGUUUUAUGAUGCGCUGUCAAUUUGCCGCCAAAUUGCUGGCGUGGCCCGGGUGGUUCGCUGCCUUCGCAAGGGUCCACAAGUGACCCAUGAAACGUUUUCCUGUCGUUGGAGAUCAAGGAUUAGGAGGUAGGACAUGCAGUUGAUAGAGGCGCGUUCAUCACACCAACCACAAUCACGUUGCACGCAAACGCACGUGUCUGUUGUCCAUGCGUACGGGAUUUCGGAGCAAUUGCAGUACGUCGGUGGGUUAGGUGUCUUGGCUAAUGUCAAGGCCGCUCAAGACCGAAACUAUUCGUAUUGUUGUGCUCCACUUUUUUUGAGUCACUCAGUACCUUCUAGUAUCCGUUCUCGUCCAGCGGACCGACGGUCAUGCACGGUUGGUUGAAUUUAUAAUUUGUGAAGCUCUUUCCAAACGCCAGGAUCGAUUACGACUCGCUUGGGGAGUCCCAGUCAGGGGCCAUGCCGAGUCGGCCCUUCAUGGGUCAUGAUUGUUGAAAGUCAGUCUUGUAGGGGAGAGGCUAGGGAGGCUAGUCAGAAAGCCUUCCCCUCGUCGAUAUUUUUAGUCACAUUUCAAUUGGGUGGGGUGCGGACAAAGUCCGGGU
Molecule: messenger RNA, 2144 nt
Organism: Ectocarpus siliculosus
Lineage: Eukaryota; Phaeophyceae; Ectocarpales; Ectocarpaceae
Source: the annotation of a GenBank genome assembly